Molecule: messenger RNA, 1538 nt
Organism: Spirodela intermedia
Lineage: Eukaryota; Viridiplantae; Streptophyta; Magnoliopsida; Alismatales; Araceae
Source: the annotation of a GenBank genome assembly
AUGGCAGAUCUGCUGUCCUCUUGUCACACAGGAAGACCUCUUCACUCCAUCACGGAGCUCUACAGGCCGAGGAACGCUUGGACGCUCCGUCUCAAAUCCGCCGCCGAUCUGACCUGCAAGUUCCCUCUCAAGGCCCUAAUCUCCCGUAGGUCGCGGCCGCCGACGAGGCAGCGCACCGUCUACGCCACUGCGGCACCAGUCAGCCGGGAGAUCGAUGACCAGGCCGCUUCAGGAUCCAAGCAAUUUCCCGUCGAAUCCUCCUCCAAGUCGAAGAAGGUCAUGGUCAUUGGCGGCGACGGCUACUGCGGCUGGGCCACGGCGCUUCACCUCUCCAGCAAGGGCUACGAGGUGGCCAUCGUCGACAACCUCGUCCGCCGCCUCUUCGACCACCAGCUCGGCCUCAGCUCUCUCACACCCAUAUCCUCCAUCCACGACCGCAUCCGCCGCUGGAAGUCCUUGACGGGGAAAUCGAUCGAUCUGUUCAUCGGCGACGUCUGCGACUUCGAAUUCCUGGCCGAAGCCUUCAUAUCAUACGAGCCUAACUCGGUGGUGCACUUCGGCGAGCAGCGGUCUGCUCCCUACUCUAUGAUCGACCGGUCGAGGGCAGUCUUCACGCAGCACAACAACGUCAUCGGGACCCUCAACGUCCUCUUCGCCAUUAAAGAGUUCGCCGAGGAGUGCCACCUGGUGAAGCUGGGGACGAUGGGGGAGUACGGAACCCCCAACAUCGACAUUGAGGAAGGCUACAUCACCAUUACCCACAACGGGAGGACCGACACCCUGCCGUACCCCAAGCAGGCGAGCUCCUUCUACCACCUGAGCAAGGUCCACGACUCCAACAACAUCGCAUUCACCUGCAAGGCCUGGGGGAUCCGGGCAACGGAUCUGAACCAGGGGGUGGUCUACGGGGUGAGGACAGAUGAGACCGAGAUGCACGACGAGCUCUGCAACAGGUUCGACUACGACGGUGUGUUCGGGACGGCGCUGAACAGGUUCUGCGUCCAGGCCGCCGUCGGCCACCCCCUCACUGUAUACGGUAAAGGAGGCCAGGUACCAUGAAAUUUGCAGACCCUUCCUCCUCGGCUAUGCGGUUAGUCGCUCUGCUGAUCACAUGUCUGUUUCUUUCUUCUGUGCAGACGCGUGGGUAUCUGGACAUCAGGGACACAGUCCAGUGCGUCGAGCUCGCCAUCGCCAACCCGGCCAAGCCCGGCGAGUUCAGGGUGUUCAACCAGUUCACCGAGCAGUUCUCCGUGAACGAUCUGGCCAGCCUCGUCACCAAAGCCGGCGCAAAGCUUGGCCUUGAGGUCCAGGCCUUGUCGGUCCCCAAUCCGCGUGUGGAAGCAGAGGAGCACUACUACAACGCCAAGCACACCAAGCUCAUGGAACUGGGCCUCCAGCCCCACCUCCUCUCCGAUUCUCUCCUGGAUUCAUUGCUCAACUUUGCAGUCAGGUUCAGAGAUAGAGUGGACACUGCCCAGAUCAUGCCCAGCGUCUCCUGGAAGAAGAUCGGAGUGAAGCCACGAACAGUCGCAGCAUAG